Zingiber officinale is the source of this 882-nucleotide messenger RNA. RefSeq names its product cyclic phosphodiesterase-like. Gene Ontology annotation, biological process: cyclic nucleotide metabolic process. The coding region runs from base 16 to 714 and encodes 232 amino acids. The record is from RefSeq and is a predicted model, not a curated record. NCBI's taxonomy places the organism in Eukaryota, Viridiplantae, Streptophyta, Magnoliopsida, Zingiberales, Zingiberaceae. The transcript is spliced from 3 exons. Gene Ontology annotation, molecular function: 2',3'-cyclic-nucleotide 3'-phosphodiesterase activity.
CAUAAGUCAAAUGUGAUGGCCAAAUUUGACUCCUUGUGGAAUAAAGCGACCACAUCACCAUCUCAUGCUCUCUACCUUCUCCACCGCACCGGCGAUUUCCUGCCUUUCUCCGCCUUUCUCCUCCUCGUCCCUUUCUCCCCGUCGGCUCCGCGACUGAAACCAAUGGACGAGGCCCCAGCUGAGGCGGCGAAGGAGGUGUACUCCGUGUGGGCCCUUCCGCCGGGAGACGUGUGUGACCGGAUCAAGCUCAUCAUGGCCGCCCUCCGCUCCGAGUUCGGAGGCCCCGCGUUCGAGCCCCACAUCACUGUGGUCGGCGCCAUCUCCCUCGCGCCCGACGACGCCCUCCGCCGAUUCCGAUCCGCCUGCGCCGCACUCUCCCGCUACCCUGCCCGUGUCUCCGCCGCCGCCCCGGGCAACUUCUUCUUCUUCAUCGAUCCGUCCCCCGAGGUGAUCGAGACCAAAUCCCACGCCUGCGCCCACUUCGGAUACGACAAUUCGACGCCGUAUACUCCGCAUUUGAGUCUCUUGUACGCGGAUUUGCCGGACGAGGUGAAGGAGAAGGCUCGGCAGCGGGUGGAAGAGCUGGACAAGGAGAUCGCCGGUGUCACCUUCGAGGUCGCGGCGCUCGCGCUCUGGAAGACGGACACGGAAGACAAGAGCUUGGAAUCGUGGGAGCCAGUGGAGGUCUACCAGCUGCCUCCAAAUCCCAAGUAAACAAACUCUCUUAACAUGCUUACAAUCUACUCGACCAAUGGUCACAGUGAACUGCAAUAAAGCUUACGAAUAGUUCUUGCUAUGCUUCUAUCCAAUUUAGUUCCUUUUUUGUUGCUGAAUCUGCUAUCAACUAUUCAACAAUGACAAUCUUUCUUUUGAAAUUGCAAA